Messenger RNA from Ixodes scapularis (black-legged tick), 1464 nucleotides. RefSeq names its product transcription initiation factor TFIID subunit 7 (gene Taf7). The transcript has 3 exons. Gene Ontology annotation, molecular function: RNA polymerase II general transcription initiation factor activity. NCBI's taxonomy places the organism in Eukaryota, Metazoa, Arthropoda, Arachnida, Ixodida, Ixodidae. The record is from RefSeq and is a predicted model, not a curated record. Gene Ontology annotation, biological process: transcription initiation at RNA polymerase II promoter; RNA polymerase II preinitiation complex assembly. Gene Ontology annotation, cellular component: transcription factor TFIID complex. The coding region runs from base 31 to 1350 and encodes 439 amino acids.
AUUAAUGAUCACGUGAUCUGGAGAAGCAAGAUGUCGGGUCUGAAGUUCAACAUCCCUCGUAAGGAGAUGGACAAGGUGUCAGUGCCCAACGGAGACAUCAAAAAGACCAAAGAAGAGACCCCGGCCGAACUAGAGAGCCAGUUCAUCCUCCGCCUCCCAGCACCCGUCGCCGCGUCGCUACGUGCCGCGGUGCGAUCCGGUGUGAUGAACCUCAAAGACCGGCUCACCAUACAGUUGGAGUCCGACAACCGCCACGGCACGCUCCGAUUUGACAGGUGGGCCCUGGCGGCGCGGGUGCUGGACCUGCCUUCCAUCAUCGAGUCCCACAAGACGCUGGACAAGAAGACCUUCUACAAGGCGGCGGACGUGGCCCAGAUGAUGGUGUGCAGGGAGGAGGACGAGAUGCCGCCUACGGAUGAUGAGGAGUCGCCUCGCAAGAAGGACCGCAAGGACAGCAAGGAUCGCAAGUACCAGAGCCCCCACGGCAUCACCCCAUCCCUGAAGAACGUCCGCAAGCGCAGGUUCCGCAAGGUGCUCAAGAAGAAGUAUGUCGACUUCCCCGAGAUCGAGAAGGAGGUCAAACGGCUCUUCCGGAUGGACAACGAAGCCAUCGGCAUCCGGUACGAGGUCGUCAACGUUGACGAUGAGAAGAACGACGGCAAGGGUGGCCAGGGGGAGCCACACGUGAGCGGAAGCUUCGGCUCGCCCUCCGUGAGCGCGCUGCUCAACAGUAAUUCACAGAGCAUGGACGUCGGAGAGCAUGACCUCUUCGGUGAGGCGCUCAGCAGCUCCGACGAAGACGAUGUCAACAUCGUUGACUCCGCCGGCGAGGAAGACCUUUCGUCAAGGUCCAAGCGGCCGACGUUGUCCAAACAUGACGUCUCUGCUGUCGCGACUCCGGACAUGGUCACCGCGUUCCAGCGGGGGAUGCUGGGUCCCUCCGGAAAUGCCAAAAUGGCAGCCUCCAGCAUUGGGGGCGGCAGCAGCAGCGGCAGCAGCGCCGCUGCCACGGCUGCCGCGACGAGCUCUCUGGUCGAGGAGUACAUAGACGACCCGGACUUCAAUGGGAGCAAGGCCAUCGGGGAAGGGUUCUCGAAGAAGGGGGAUACUGAAGACGACGACGCAGACGAACCUGAGCAGGACAACACGGCACUGCUGGACCGGCUGACAGAGCUGGAGCGGGAGAUUGGGCAGCUGCAGGAGCGGAGGCAGACCCAGGAGCUGGAGAUUGCAUCGCUCGAGAACCAGGCCCUCAAGCAGCGCUUCCAGAACAUCAUCAACGCGCUCAAGCUGGAGGAAAGCGAAAAGCAGCGGGAGUACGACGAGAUUGUGUCGCUGCUGCACCAGUGAUUGGUUGGCACUUCAGCGUGGAAGUUUAUUCAUCAUUCUAACAUACUGUAUAUAACUUCAUGGACGUUACCGGGGUGUUUGUGCAAAAGGUUUUAAUAAAAAGCUUCAGUGGAA